AUCAGUACAGGUUCCAUUGGUGAAGUACCGAUUUUGGUGGUGAAGCCUCAAUCUUACAUGAAUUAUAGUGGGGAAGCGGUUGGACCACUAGCAGCAUAUUAUCAAGUACCUCUACGUCAUAUAUUAUUGGUUUAUGAUGAGAUGAGCCUACCAAAUGGUGUUCUAAGAUUGCAGCCAAAAGGAGGACAUGGCUAUCACAAUGGUGUGAAGAGUGUAGUGGGCCAUCUGGAUGGCUGCCGUGAUUUUCCUCGCUUAUGUAUAGGUAUUGGAAAUCCACCUGGUACUAUGGACGUGAAAGCCUAUCUUCUACAAAAAUUCAGUACAGUAGAAAGACAUCAGAUUGAUGCAGCACUGGGUCAAGGCGUUGAGGCUGUGAAGACACUGGUGCUGAAUGGAUUUGACCCGAAUAUCACUAGUUUCAAUUUGAGGCAAAAAUACAAGUAUCACAAAGUGUAAUGUCAAAUUUACAGAACACAAGUCAAUAGCACGAUGUAACAUAUUUUAUCUGAACCGGGAGGUGAGUUUUUCCUUGCACAGAUUAGGUUAAUCGUAGCAGUAAUGUAAUUUAUAUUGUCUUAGUUUAGUUAAUAAUAUGUAGGGAAAGAAUGUCUUGAAAAACAACAAAUUUCGGCUCCUCUGUGCUCAACUACUUCAGUAACUUCUGUAUAACAUUGGAGAAUAACCAUGGUUUGUACCCAAA
Messenger RNA from Rosa rugosa (rugosa rose), 700 nucleotides. RefSeq names its product chloroplastic group IIB intron splicing facilitator CRS2-B, chloroplastic-like. The record is from RefSeq and is a predicted model, not a curated record. The transcript is spliced from 6 exons. The annotation marks the transcript as partial. NCBI's taxonomy places the organism in Eukaryota, Viridiplantae, Streptophyta, Magnoliopsida, Rosales, Rosaceae. Gene Ontology annotation, molecular function: peptidyl-tRNA hydrolase activity.